GUCCACAAUCAUGAAGUCUGUAUUACCAAUUGCUUUGCUCAUUGCCGUAGCCGGUGGAAAAUCCCCUCCAAGAAGUAGAAUAAUGAACGGUGACGAAGCUACAGCCGGUCAGUUCCCUCACCAAGUAUCGUUGCACCUCAUAUUUGGGGAACAAACAAUGCAUUGUGGAGGAUCUCUGAUAUCCCAUCGCUACAUCCUGACCGCGGCCCACUGUCUGAAUCAAUCCGAAGGAGGUUUUGCCCUGAUAGGAGCUCACAACCGAGAGGUGGAAGAGGAUUUCAGAAUAAGCGUGGAGUUCAGUCCGACUGAUUACAACAUUCACGAAGACUAUUUUCCGAUUUCUAUGAGAAACGACAUCGCUACUCUGCGACUUCCAGUUGAAGUUUCGUUUUCCAGCUACAUCCAACCGGUGCACCUUCCACGAUGGUCGGACGGAGAUUUCGCAGAUUACACGGGAACCAUUGCUGGAUGGGGACAGUAUCAGGAUCCCUCAACCGGUUUGUCCGAUGUGCUGAAUUACAUAACCAAUCCUGUUUUUAGCAACGAACAGUGCCAGGAACGCUUCGCCAUACCGAAUUUAAUUGAAGACCAAAAUGUGUGCAUGUCCGGAUCCGAUGGUAGAUCCGCCUGUAUUGGAGACUCCGGAGGACCGGUUACGGUACAAGACGGACCAAAUACGGUUCAAAUUGGAGUGUUUUCUUUUGGGCCCGCAUCGCAUUGCCUAAGUGAAAUUCCUAUUGUUUGUGCACGAGUCAGCCACUUUUUGGAUUGGAUUCAAGCCAACAGCGAUGUCAUAAUUGAAAUGUGAUUAA
Malaya genurostris is the source of this 812-nucleotide messenger RNA. Its product is annotated as brachyurin-like. The transcript has a single exon. Bases 11 to 808 code for a protein of 265 amino acids. Lineage: Eukaryota; Metazoa; Arthropoda; Insecta; Diptera; Culicidae. The record is from RefSeq and is a predicted model, not a curated record. Gene Ontology annotation, molecular function: serine-type endopeptidase activity. Gene Ontology annotation, biological process: proteolysis.